Rubroshorea leprosula is the source of this 6012-nucleotide messenger RNA. NCBI's taxonomy places the organism in Eukaryota, Viridiplantae, Streptophyta, Magnoliopsida, Malvales, Dipterocarpaceae. The record is from the annotation of a GenBank genome assembly.
AUUGACAUUAAUGUGGGCGUGCUACUUGGCAAUUUAAACCCAUAAGGGCUUAAAGCAAGGAGAUCCCCUAUGUAUCGGAAUCCUGGAAUCCUGCUUCUCUCUACCAACAUGCAACCAAAGGAGGUUACCACCUCCGGUUCGUCAGCUCAGGAGCAAGAUCUCCUAGCUCGAAGUGUCAAAAAAAUUAAAGAUGGGAAUUCUGGCCCCUCAAUUUUAUUGAUUGGCAAUUAUACGGAAGCUCAAAUGACAGAGGCCUCUGCUCAGAUGAUUCCUGAAAAUCAUCCAAGCAAUCAAGAUAAGGGGAAUAUUCUGAGAUCAUCUUCUUCAACAGAUCUCGCCUCUGACAUCCAAAUGUUUGAUGGGGGUCAACCCUCCUAUAAGGAGAAACUUACUGGAAUGACAGACCCUGUGGCCCUCACAUUCUCAACCAUCCCGGACUACAUGGAUGAGGAAUCGGAUAUCGAUGAUGAUCCCGAUGAUGAUACACCGAUUGUUCUAUUAUCCAAAGCUGAAAAACAAAGAAUCAGAUCCCCAUGGAUUAAUGCCUUAAUUAUUAAAGCUUUCUGUAAAAAAACCUUGGGUUAUAACUAUUUAUUUCCCAGAAUCAGAGCUCAAUGGAAUCCCACUGGGCAUUGGGAUUUUAUAGAUCUUGGUCUUGAUUUCUUCUUGGUGAUUGUUUCCAAAUAUAACAUUGGUAGUAGACCAGGGACACUUCCUGCACAUGGCUCGCCUAUUCUAAGAUAUAUUCGGAAAGGGAAUCCUCUUUUUUUACAAGGCAUUAAAUGGAUCCCAGCUGAUGGUAGUGACAUCCUGUUCUGGUUUGACUGUUGGGCUUUUGACUAUCCUCUCGUCUCCAAGUUCUAUGGACCCCUCCUCUCGAAUGACGUGAAUCUCACACUUGCAGAUGUCUUCCCACAAGGCAAGCUUAAUCUUGAUAUUAUAUCUCAGCCCUUGGACAAAGACACGUUAGAAACCAUCAAGGCUACCCCAUUUUCUUUCUCUCGUCAUGGAGGGGACUCUUUUGCUUGGAAGGGUUCAUCUAAUGGUCAGUUCUCUUCUACGGUAGCAUAUAAAAUUGCUAAGAAUAUUUCCCUAUCCUGUAAGGGAAAUUGGCAGUGGAUUUGGAAGUUACAUGCUCUUCCAAAAAUUCAGAACUUCAUUUGGCUUCUUUGUCACCAACGCUUGAAGACUUUUGAAUAUUUACAUUGUAUUGGCAUCCUUGAUAACUCAUUAUGUCCAUUAUGCUCUAAUACUUAUGAGUCUUGUUCUCACCUCAUGAGUUCCUGUCCGCAAGUCCUCCCGAUUUGGAAUUAUUUCUUCAAAGAUGAUUUUCAACUUCCCCAGAAUGAUACUUCUUUCUUUGACUGGAUUCAGAGGAACUGUACAAAAAAGAGCUACUCCCCUACUAUUCCUGCUCCGUGGGGUUCUCUUUUUUGCUUUGUUCUCUGGACAAUCUGGAUUCACAGGAACAAAAAAGUUUAUUGUGAUCAAGAUUUUGAUCCCCACGUUAUUUUUCGGUUUAUUAGAGAAAGGAUCUUUGAAUUCCUAUCUGUUCUCCCUAGUCCCAAAUUUGGCAGUCAUUCUUCAACACAAAAACUUGUUAAAUGGGACAAACCACCGGCAGGCUCCUUUAAACUUAACACUGAUGGCUCAGUCAUCAAUAAUCCAGGUCCAGCCACCUCUGGAGGCCUUAUUCGUGACCAUAGAGGACGUUGGAUUAGAGGCUUCUCUAGGAAGAUUGGUAUUGCUUCAAGCCUUGCUGCUGAAAUCUGGGGAAUUCGGGAUGGUCUUCUUUUGGCUAAACAACUUGAUAUUCAAUCCUUAAUUGUUGAAGUGGAUUCCUUUAUUGCCUUUCAGUUACUCUCCAUUGGGACUGACCACCAUCACCCUCUAUGUUCUCUCAUUUCUGAUUGUAGGGCCCUUGUGGUGGAUCUUCUGCACGUCCACUUGCAGCAUGUUUACAGAGAGGGCAAUAUGUGUGCUGAUCGUCUUGCUGCUAUGGCUCAUUCCCAGCAGGAAGAUUUUGUCAUUUUAGAGGGUUGCCCCUCAACCCUUUUUAUGUAUCUCUAUGCUGAUAUGUUGGGAUCCAUGAGAUCCCCUAUGUAUCGGAAUCCUGGAAUCCUGCUUCUCUCUACCAACAUGCAACCAAAGGAGGUUACCACCUCCGGUUCGUCAGCUCAGGAGCAAGAUCUCCUAGCUCGAAGUGUCAAAAAAAUUAAAGAUGGGAAUUCUGGCCCCUCAAUUUUAUUGAUUGGCAAUUAUACGGAAGCUCAAAUGACAGAGGCCUCUGCUCAGAUGAUUCCUGAAAAUCAUCCAAGCAAUCAAGAUAAGGGGAAUAUUCUGAGAUCAUCUUCUUCAACAGAUCUCGCCUCUGACAUCCAAAUGUUUGAUGGGGGUCAACCCUCCUAUAAGGAGAAACUUACUGGAAUGACAGACCCUGUGGCCCUCACAUUCUCAACCAUCCCGGACUACAUGGAUGAGGAAUCGGAUAUCGAUGAUGAUCCCGAUGAUGAUACACCGAUUGUUCUAUUAUCCAAAGCUGAAAAACAAAGAAUCAGAUCCCCAUGGAUUAAUGCCUUAAUUAUUAAAGCUUUCUGUAAAAAAACCUUGGGUUAUAACUAUUUAUUUCCCAGAAUCAGAGCUCAAUGGAAUCCCACUGGGCAUUGGGAUUUUAUAGAUCUUGGUCUUGAUUUCUUCUUGGUUCGCUUUCAGGAUGAAGCAGAUCUACAUAAAGUGAUCUUUGGAGGUCCCUGGUUCGUUGGUCCUUACUUCCUCACUAUGCGCAGAUGGGAACCAAAUUUUGUCCCAUCUGAGGCACUCCAAUCAUUCACCACUACUGCAGUUUGGGCUCAACUGCCAAACUUAUCGGCAGAUUAUUAUGACCCUUCUACACUUAAAAAAAUUGGAAACAAGGUUGGUAACUUGCUUCGAGUUGAUGCUCACACAGAACACCAUACUCGGGGACAGUAUGCGAGAAUCUGUGUUCAAGUUGAUCUCUCAAAACUAGUGGUUAAACAAGUCUGUAUCGGUAGACAUCGACAAAAGGUUCUUUAUGAGGGCGUUAAUGCCCUGUGUUUUAAUUGUGGACGGAUUGGCCAUCGAAACAUACACUGCACUCAUUCUCCAACACCAGUUCAAUCUUCUAAUUUAUCUCCUCCAUUGAUUGCUAAGCCUUCAAAUGUGGGGAUUACCACUGCCACUAAUCAAGACCCACAAGGUACAGAGACUGAACAAGCCCAGGAUAUAAAUAGUCCUACCAAUCAGAGCCACAAAGGGAAAGCUACAACCAUCCCACAGGAUCAAGCUCAAUCGAGUCAGGGAGACUAUGGCCCUUGGUUACUUGUAGAAAGAAGACGACCAAGACGGCGCCAAGCUGCUUUCACAGAACAAUCAGAGAAAGGAACCGCCGGAAUUAGGCAUCAGAAGGACUCUCGUAAGCCCGAAGUGCCCACCCGUAAACUCGGCUCCAAGAUUCACCAAUCCCAAGAUACCAACGGUACUACUGCUUCCUCAUUAAUUAUGGGACAGAAGUCCAAUGCCUUCUCCUCAACGGCUCCUCCUAGUCAACAUCAACACAAUGGAAAACCAAGUAGUUCAAAUACCAAACCACAAGUUCGAGAUAACCAAAAUCCUCUCAAGACCCAAAUGAAAAUGGCACCAUGGAACAAUGGGUCCAGACCUAACAACCUACCAACAGGGCCAUCUAAAUCUGUGCCUUUCAACCUCUCGGCAAAUCCAAGCCCAAAGGCCAUUUUGGAUAAUAGGGUCAUGGAAAGCCCACCCUCAAUUGUUGAUGGUUUCUCUCUCCAUUCAUCUCCACCCACUGAUUCGCUCAUUCCUUCCCCUUUUUCUUCUACUGACCCUAAUCCCAUCUUACCCUUGAUCCCUACUUCCAUCGAGGGACCAUCUGAACCUCUAAUUCUUGAUCCUGGAUUGCAACCACCAGAUAAUCCUAAAGGGCAAUGUGAAGAGCCUCCAGAUAUUAGAGGUAAUCAACCUAUUGCUACAUCUAGAUUCCUACAGAUCCAAUUUGGGGAACAAGUUCAAAGUUUGUCGAGCAUGGAGAAUCCCGCUCACCCUCCACAAAAAGAUGAGCAUCCACAGCUUACUCCUUCUUUUCCUUAUGAAGAACAGAGGAACUCUAAGGGAAAUGGUUCUUCGCUCCGUAUUGGAUCUAAUCCCCAACGUCGUAGGCACUACCAUCGGCGAGUUAGAGGGCCAUAUCAAACCACCAGUGUUAGAGAGCAAACAGAACCUUCUGCACUAUCAGUGCAUGCAAUUCAGGGAGAUCGCGACAUCAACCUAUCUUCGCAACUACCAGCAGGACAGAAUGAUGGACUCCCUCAACAAGGAUUUCACAAUUCUAAUCCUACCAUUCCACCUUCCCACAGCUCAAAUGGUAAUGAAAAUGCUAACGGGCGUCAUGUUAUGGAUCUGAAAUCUACCCAUUCUCCUAGUAUUAUGCUUAUUAUGGAGACUAAGCUUGCUGGUGAUAGAGCUUCUAACAUAGCCUCUUCCCUAUUUCCAUGCUACCAUGUGAUUGAUGCGGAUGGGCUUGCUGGUGGUAUAUGGCUUCUCUGGGAUGAUACUCGGGUGUCUAUUGAUAUUAUUGCUACCAAUCCCCAAGCUAUUCAUGCUAUCAUUAAGGUUAGUAACCAUCCUAUUUUUUCUGAGUUUAAUUGGUUCUUUUCUGGUGUUUAUGGCAGGCCUCAACAAGAGAUUCGUUCUUAUCUUUGGCAAGAGCUUUCUUCUCUUGUUUCCCACUUUACUGGGCCUUGGGUCAUUGCUGGUGAUUUUAAUGAUGUUCUUUCUCAAUCCGAAAAGUUUGGAGGUGGUCCUAUUAAUCAAAAACGCGUCCAAGCCUAUUCUUCAUGUAUGAAUUCUUGUAAUAUGAUGGACAUGGGCUUUGUUGGGGGGCGGUUUACUUGGACUAACAUGCAAUCUAAUGGAAAUAUCAUCCGUGAACGUCUCGACAGAUUUUGGUGCAACCCAGAAUGGAAAAUCUGUUUUCCUGAAGCCACAGUUUACCAUCUUCCUAGGGUGCACUCGGAUCAUAAUCCCGUACUCUUGAAUCUCGACCCUGGUCAUCCUUCAAUUGGCAAACGCCCUUUUCGAAUGGAGAAAUUUUGGGUGGACCAUCCUGAAUUUCAAUGUCUUGUUCGCAACACUUGGAAUUUUGCUGAUGCCACAACAGUUCAAUGUGUAUCUUCUACUAUGCAGAAGGCUAAGGUUUGGAGUCAUGUCACUUUUGGGAACCUAUUUAAAAGGAAGAAGAGAAUUCUUGCUAGAUUAGAUGGUAUUCAUAGGUUCCUCUCCUCUCAACAUAGUAAUUUCCUCACUACUUUGGAAAAGAACCUUACCAAUGAAUAUUUGGACAUUCUUAAGUUGGAGGAAGACCUCUGGUUUAUGAAAGCUAGAACCAACUGGCUUGUUGAUGGUGACAAAAACUCUCGAUUCUUUCAUGUCACUGCCCUCAAGCAUAGGUCCCAAAAUAAAAUUCAUGCACUUAAGGAUUCAACUGGGAAUUGGUUAUGGAACUUGGAAGAUAUUAAGGUGUUGUGCAGAGACUAUUUUAAAGACCUUUUCACUUCAUCCCUUUGUUAUUCCUUCUCUGAUUCCUACCAAGUGGCUGACUUAUCUGGGAAUCCCUCCAAUCCUCCUCUGGCUGACUUGGCUAACCUUCCUUCUGAACAGGAGAUUUGGAACGCCCUCCAUUGUAUCAAACCCUUUAAAGCUCCUGGGCCAGAUGGUGUUCACCCCUUUUUUUAUCAGAAAUUUUGGGAUAUUGUGAAAGCUAAGAUAUGCCCUGAAAUUAUUCAAGCCUUUGCUACUGGGACCAUUCCAAUGGGCUGGAAUGAGUGCCUCUUAGCUUUAAUCCCCAAAAAUCAAGCCUUUUAUGGACAGCUUAGUCUCCCCAUGCCAAGCUAGCUUUAUCCCUGGUAGAAGGAGCUCGGAUAAUGUCAUCAUUCUUCAAGAAGUUGUGUAUGCUUUCAGUAAACGUGCUGGUCGUGA